GCGGGGCAUACGCUGCCUCCUGAAGCAUUCAACAAGUUCAUAGUUUAUUGUAACGGGUUCUUUGGGACGGCUAGCAGUUAAUCUACAGAAAUCAUGAGUGAGGAGGCAUUUCAGAAAGCAGCAGAGGAAGUGAAGCAGCUGAAGGCAAAACCAUCUGAUGCCGACAUGCUGGAGAUCUACAGUCUGUUCAAACAGUCCACAGUGGGAGACGUCAACACCGCUCGGCCCGGCAUGUUGGACUUCGCUGGUAAAGCUAAAUGGGAUGCCUGGGAGGCAAAAAAAGGUAUGAGUAAGGAGGACGCAAUGAAGGCUUAUAUCAGCAAGGUGGAGGAGCUGAAAGGAAAACAUGGAAUCUAAAGUGUAACUGUGUGACUCAUUAGUGUCACCUUUCAGAAAGUCUGUCAAUUACUUGUGGUCCUGUGUAAAGCCUUAAACCUCUUGGUGUGUGUAUGUUUGUGCAUGAUGCAUCUCAUUCACAUAAAGAUGUCCAGUUGGAACAAAACACAAAGCCAUCUUGGGUCUACAGAAAACAGCUGGGUAGCGAAACCCUGUCCAGACUUUUUUAUGUCUUUUGUAAGUUUAUAAAGUCUGUUCAAUUUUCAGAAA
Messenger RNA from Tachysurus vachellii, 606 nucleotides. It is a transcript of the gene dbi, whose product is annotated as diazepam binding inhibitor (GABA receptor modulator, acyl-CoA binding protein). Gene Ontology annotation, molecular function: fatty-acyl-CoA binding. Lineage: Eukaryota; Metazoa; Chordata; Actinopteri; Siluriformes; Bagridae. The coding region runs from base 94 to 357 and encodes 87 amino acids. Gene Ontology annotation, biological process: fatty acid metabolic process. The record is from RefSeq and is a predicted model, not a curated record. The transcript has 4 exons.